Messenger RNA from Lytechinus variegatus (green sea urchin), 1863 nucleotides. Its product is annotated as cholinesterase 1-like. The transcript is spliced from 9 exons. The coding region runs from base 493 to 1863 and encodes 456 amino acids. Gene Ontology annotation, molecular function: cholinesterase activity. The record is from RefSeq and is a predicted model, not a curated record. NCBI's taxonomy places the organism in Eukaryota, Metazoa, Echinodermata, Echinoidea, Temnopleuroida, Toxopneustidae.
AUUACUACUUAAUUCAAGGGCUCUGUAUUUAAGGGUGUACCAUAAUUACUACCUUUAUCGUAUUUAUACAUUCUGAAAUGUCUUAAGCAGUAUCGAUUAUUUCAGAAAUAUAUGAAAAAUAUGUAAACUGUGAGGGGGAUAAAAAAAGAAACAUACAUAUUGAGAUCGGAACAUAAUGUGGACUCAAUGUUUAUCUUCCCUGAGCAUGCUGGGUUGUGGUAAUUGCGUAAUUUUAUUUGUUCUUAAGGAAAGAUAAAUCUUCAUGCACGAGGCUAUCAUAACAGCAUACAGUCAACAUAGAUGUUCAUUUCACGGUACAAUACAUAAUGUAUGGUGAAGAGUCGGAUAAGACCACACGAAAUUUCCAUCAAAGAGUGAAUAAAAUUUAGUUAUGUUUUUAUGCGAACAUGAUAGAACAACGUUUACGCCAAAUUUAGUUAUACCUCGGAACGGCCAAUUACAGAAAUAAAUCUUUAUUAUUGCAAGAACAUCAUGUGUCCUUUACUACGUCUUGUGCUCAUCUACUGCGUUCUUUUGGUAUAUAAAUUUGGAAUUAGUUCAGAGGAUCCUACGGUCACAGUUACCGAAGGUGAACUCCUUGGAAAGACAGUUUUAUUUGAGGAAAAUGAGUCCAUAAACAUAUCGAAGUUGGUCGAUGUUUUCUUGGGUGUUCCGUUUGCCGAUCCUCCAGAUCGCUUUGAGGCACCUAAACCUAAAAGAAGAUGGUUUGGACGGUGGAAUGCUACUACAUACAAACCUGCCUGUCUGCAGACACCUAUCGCUUCCUUCUAUUAUCCUGAUUUAAUGGAUGAGGACUGUCUGUAUCUCAACGUUUUUGUUCCAAAUCCAAAGCCCAACAAAGCAGCUGUAAUGGUAUGGAUCCAUGGAGGAGGAUUCGAAUCGGGAACAGCAUCAACAUACGAUUACUAUGGAGUGCCACUUGUAGCAGUAGGGAAUGUUAUCAUUGUCACCAUGAAUUAUCGCCUCGGUGUAUUCGGAUUCUUAUCAACUGAUGACGACUUAGCGCCCGGGAAUUACGGUAUGCUCGACCAGGUAGCUGCUCUGACAUGGGUAAAGAAUAACAUUGAAGCUUUUGGAGGAGACAGAGAGAGGAUAACCGUUUUCGGAGAGAGUGCUGGAGCUUCAAGCGUAAAUUUCCAUAUGCUCUCCCAACUUACCACCGACAUUUUCCACCAUGCAAUUAUUCAGAGUGGUUCGGCGUUUUCUAACUUCGCUUAUCGAUCAGAUAGAAGUGCAGAGAAGCGAUACGCGAUGGAGACUGGGGAGCAAUUAGGAUGCAAUUCGACCACUUCAAGUGAAUUAAUAGAGUGCCUGAAAGGACUCGAUGGCAGACGACUACGUGCUGCGGCAGACAGGGUAUAUCCCGAGUACUCUGUUUCUGUAGACGGCUACUUCCUCACUGACACACCAGCCAACCUGUACAUCAGGGGUGAUGUGCAGCAUCCUAAACUACUAAUUGGCUUCAAUAAGGACGAGGGUUCCAUCCGUGUAUUCGGUGAGAACCUCGCCUAUGCGGGUUCAUCGACUGGACCACCAAUCAAAAAGAGCACUCUUGAAGAAUCCAUUAAGGCAUCAUCGGGAAAAUAUGGCCUUGUCGACGCCAUCAUACAGAGAUCAAUCCUUGAGGAAUACACAGAUUGGGCUAAGGCGGACGAUCCAGAGGCGGACUUUCUUGAUGAGCUCAUUCAUUUUCACGGUGACUUCGAUUUCAUUUGUCCAACCCUCACAACUUCAAAAUUUCAUGCUGAAGCAGGAGAUACGGUGUUUCAAUACUUCUUGACCCACGAACCUAGCAUGAGUUACCUGCAGCAUUGGCGGCGGAAGGAGGGCGUAGGAAAAUAA